AUGACCACCCAGUCUGUCCAGUUCUCACAUUCCAAUGAGAGAAUCCCCAACAAGCUGGGGUCCUCUGCUAUCGCAGUCCAGCCCAGCCGCAAAAGCACCACUGUAGUUGUUGUUACUCAGAGGCCGCUAGGGUCACAACUGCCCAACGAUCACCACCGUCCCGGGCUCACAGUUGCCUCCUGGAACGCUGCCCGACUGGAGAAGCUCCAGAGAAGAGGAAAACCCUCCCUAGGCUUUCCCAUUGCUGUCCACAAGCCCAACACGAGCAGCGCUGCCACUGCAACACACACGGCUGCCACCGGAGUGAGAUCUCUAACCCAGUUUCAGCCUCAAAAUAGCCGCCGCAUCGGCGAAGCAGAGGCCAUAGAGCCACCGCCGACACCACCAGUGCCAGCAGGAGCCUUACGCCAGACUGGGGAGCAAAACAAGAUGACAAUAAAGUGGCCAUUUCAGGCACAUUAUUUGCUCAUCCUGACACAUGUUAUCAGCGCUAGUGGCUCUCCAAAGGAGAGACUCAUUGAGAUCUUUCCCAGGGAUGUGGGCCUGCACAGAAGGCCACUUGAUGAACAACAGUUACAGAUCAACUGCUCCAAAUAUAUCUUAAGGUUCUCUGUUGAGGAGGGAGCCAACAGGUCAAUGGCUGUAUCUUCUGGAGACGGCAUAGAAGUACUGCUUCUGAAAUUUGGUAGAGUGUGUCCUCGAAAUCAGAACCGUGAUGGGGGGAACCCAUGUCAGAGUGGUAUUGGUGCUGGUGUUCUCGUCUGGAUCUUGUGGAAGAUUUUACAGGUUGCCAUGGCCCAGCCUGAAAUCACCAUUGAGAAUGAGAAAACUGUCUAUGCCAUUCCUGGCAGCGAUGUGACCCUUCAGUGUUGCAUUCUGAAACAAGAUGGAAUCCACGUCACACAAACUCAGUGGUCAAAAGGGGAUGCUGCCCCGCUAUCCAGGAUAGCCAUAUACAAUCCUGUCUACGGUAUUCAAUACUUGCAUUUUGCUAAAAUGGGAUACAGCCAUUCUGUAAACUUCAGUCAACAAUGCCAGCAUCACCAGCCAGACUUGAACAGCCACAGUCAUUUUACAGCAAACUACACAGAAUGCAACCAGUGGAGUUUACAGCUGAAUAAUGUUAGUCUGGAACAGGCAGGACAGUAUGAGUGCAGCUUUGCUACAUACCCAGCUGGAAUAAGAAGCUCAGAAAUCAACCUCAUCAUUAAGAAGCCUGAUGAGAGAAGUUCUGUGGCAGAAAUAUUAUUGAACCAGACCCUGGAAAUUCCAUGCUUUAAAGGCAUGAAUUCUUCAAUCCUGGCUAAUGCUACUUUGAAAUGGCUAAUGAAAGGAACUGGAAAUGAAGAGAUACUUAUAACCGAACAGCCUUUUUACCCUCCUGGGCACGGAACCAAUGACACAAUAUAUAAGGAAAGAAUUCAUGUGGGUCCAGAGAACACACUGAGGAUAUCACACGUCUCCAUUCUUGACGAUAGCAAGAAAUUUGUCUGUUAUCUCCCUGGAAUGAAGAGCACCACUGAAGUGAAAGUAUUUGUCAAACCAGAAAUCCCUAUUGUCCUCCACACAAGCGUAACAGGAAAGGCUACUCUUACUUGUGUGGUAAGAAAGGCAUUUCCCAAGCCAAACAUACUGUGGUACAUGGAUAGAAAGAUUCUGAAGGACAACUUUGAAGGAACGUUUCUUGAAAUUCAAGAUAUAAAGGAUGAAGAAGGUUUUCAUGAGACGAGAUCACUGUUGACAAUAUUGGAUACAUUUCAGCCACCCAUUCCUCAGAUUUUCAGAUGCAUGGCCAUCUACCCUUUCCCAGAAAAUGAACUGCGGAAUGUUUCAUCUGAAGAAAUACGUCUUUCUUUGGACAAUCUGUCUACCAAAAGAGUGACUGACCUGACCUCACAGACUGUCCCUAGCUCUUCACCCACUGUCAAGGGUGGGUUUAAUCUUACUGACAGUCUGACUGCCACAAGAGCAACUGAACUAACCUCAUUAAUUAGCCCUGGUAAUUCUCCCACUGUAAGGGGUAGCCUUGAUAGUACUGGUGUCACAACGAAUCCUGGACCCCGUCAUUUCUCCUGGCCAGCGUUCAUAGCAGCAUUGCUUUCCAUCUGCAGUUUUUUAAUGAUUUUGGGGAUCAGAACAUGGUGCCAUUAUCAAAAAGAAAUUAUGAACCGACCGCCAUCUUUCAAGCCUCCACCUCCUCCUGUCAAGUACACGUCUAUGCAAGAAUGUGAGGGAGCUGACCCACCCUGCCAUGUACUGGAAAAUCUGUAAUGGGCCUGAAGUGCUCCAGCAGAAUAAAUGGGCUAUUUCAUUGUUUUCAAAAUGACAAUAAUCUGGGGGAAAGGAGCAGAUAUUAAUUUAUAUGUGUAUGAGUGGUCAGGAUCCAUAGUAAAG
This is a messenger RNA of Gekko japonicus, 2394 nucleotides long. RefSeq names its product CD96 molecule (gene CD96). The transcript has 14 exons. The coding region runs from base 1 to 2271 and encodes 756 amino acids. The record is from RefSeq and is a predicted model, not a curated record. Gene Ontology annotation, biological process: cell-matrix adhesion; inflammatory response. NCBI's taxonomy places the organism in Eukaryota, Metazoa, Chordata, Lepidosauria, Squamata, Gekkonidae.